Molecule: messenger RNA, 1074 nt
Organism: Habropoda laboriosa
Lineage: Eukaryota; Metazoa; Arthropoda; Insecta; Hymenoptera; Apidae
Gene: C1GalTA
Product: glycoprotein-N-acetylgalactosamine 3-beta-galactosyltransferase 1-like
Exons: 6
Coding region: 22-1074 (350 amino acids)
Cellular component (GO): membrane
Molecular function (GO): N-acetylgalactosaminide beta-1,3-galactosyltransferase activity
Source: RefSeq, a predicted model, not a curated record
UAUAUACUUUUGUUAUAUAUCAUGGUUCGAAGACUUCCACAUAUUUCAAAUAUUAAUGGCGUCAGAAGUGCAUGUCUUUUAAUAACAUCUACAAGAGAUGUACCAUAUAUGUUUAACUGGUUUUCUGGUGGUUUUAUACUUUCAAGAGAUCCUCACCAUUAUUCAGAAUUGGAAUCAGAGGCUGGACCUGAAACAGAAGUAAAAUUUCAUGGUGAAAACGAAGAUUUUCAUAAAGGUGAAGAUACAGUUGCACAAGAACUUGCAAAAAAGGUACGUGUUCUUUGCUGGGUCAUGACUGGUCCAAAAAAUCACCAAAGUAAAGCACAGCAUGUGAAAGCAACAUGGGGAAAACGUUGCAAUAUUCUUUUAUUUAUGAGUUCUGCUGAAGAUGCAAAAUUGCCUACAGUUGUUUUACCAGUAAAAGAAGGGAGAGAUAAUUUAUGGGCAAAAACCAAAGAAGCUUUUAAAUAUGCUUACAAAAUGUACAAAGAUGAAGUUGAUUGGUUUAUGAAAGCUGAUGAUGAUACAUAUGUGGUGGUAGAAAAUCUACGAUAUAUGCUGUCAUCUUAUGAUCCAAAUUCGCCUUUAUAUUUUGGCUGCAGAUUUAAGCCGUUUGUGAAACAGGGAUACAUGAGCGGCGGCGCAGGAUAUGUACUUAGCAAGGAGGGUUUACGUAAAUUUGUCGAGGAGGCUUUACCGGAUAAAACGAAGUGCCGUUCGGAUAAUGGAGGCGCGGAAGAUGUGGAAAUGGGGAAGUGCUUAGAAAACGUUAAUGUUAAAGCGAUGGACACUAGGGAUCCACAUGGUCGUGGAAGAUUUUUUCCUUUUGUGCCGGAGCAUCAUUUAAUUCCCAAUCACGUAGAUAAAAGUUUCUGGUACUGGGGGUACAUUUAUUAUGAUACCAAAGAUGGUCUUAAUUGUUGUUCCGAUACCGCGAUCUCAUUUCAUUAUGUAUCACCAAAUAUGAUGUAUGUUCUGGAGUACUUAAUUUAUCACUUAAGGCCGUACGGCAUCACGCAUGCCGUGAAGAAACUUACUGUGGAUCAGUCAACCACUGUAUCAACUGAAUACUAG